Cyprinodon tularosa is the source of this 1759-nucleotide messenger RNA. RefSeq names its product divergent protein kinase domain 1A-like. The record is from RefSeq and is a predicted model, not a curated record. The transcript has 5 exons. Lineage: Eukaryota; Metazoa; Chordata; Actinopteri; Cyprinodontiformes; Cyprinodontidae. Bases 202 to 1494 code for a protein of 430 amino acids.
AGCAUGGCCCCUCAUGAGGGCGCCUGGUCGCAGGCGGCGGCUCAGUCUGCUUCCUCGCUGCGUCUCCGCUCACAUCCACGGCGCUGCCGCCGGAAUCCAUCAUGUUUUAUCUGCUGGUGCUUUUUUUUUUCCACAUGACGCUUUCUGAUGUGCCAUGAAACGAUUCAGCCCGCUGCAGAUGUGAGAUGAUCUGCUUUCGCCAUGGCCAAAGGUCCGUUUCCGUGGGGGGUCCUCAGAAAGCCUCUGAUCGUCCAGGCCAGAUUCUCCUACCUCCACAUGAAGUACCUGUUCUUCUCCUGGCUGGCAGUGUUCGUGGGAAGCUGGAUAGUCUACGUGGAGUACUCAUCCUACACAGAGCUGUGUCGGGGUCACGACUGCAGAAAAUCCAUCUGCGACAAAUACAGGAAAGGAGUAAUCGACGGCUCAGCCUGCAGCAGUCUGUGUGAGAAGGAAACGCUUUAUCUGGGGAAGUGCUUCACGGCCAGACCUCACAGCCAGGUUUAUUCGGGAAACUGGGGAGAUUUACAGGGAGUUAUUAAGUGCCAGAUGGAGGAGGCCCCCCAUUAUGAUCUUGGAGAUGAGAUGGAGCCAAGAAAGGAGGCUGCUCCUGCUGCUUUCAAUAAGCCCACCAAGGGGACCUCGGUGGAAAAGUUCAGAGAGAUGAUAAUCAGCCACCUGAAGGCUAAAGUGGGGGAUCAAGCCAACCUUGCAGACCUGGCGACCCAGGUAUUGUCCUUUACAGACUCCAAUAAAGAUGGCCACAUCUCACUGCCGGAGGCCCGCUCUACAUGGGCCCUGCUUCAGCUCAAUGAGUUCCUACUGGCGCUGGUCUUGCAGGACCAAGAUCACACACCGAAGCUCCUUGGCUUCUGUGGAGAUCUGUACAUGAUGGAGAAGGUGCCGUACUCGCCGCUGUAUGGGAUAAGCCUGCCUUGGAUCAUCGAGCUGUGGAUUCCCGCCGGUCUACGGCGCAGCAUGGAGCAGUGGUUCACCCCCUCCUGGCCGCACAAAGCCAAGAUCUCCAUCGGACUGCUGGAACUGGUCGAGGACAUUUUCCACGGCACCUAUGGCAGCUUCCUCAUGUGCGACGUUAGGACUACCACCUUCGGCUACAACGAGCGGCACGACUUCAAGGUCACGGACGCCCGCUACAUCAUCCCUGAAGCCACCUUCCAGGAGAGGAUCAGACAGCAGCGCUGCGACGUAGACGAGGACUGUCUCCACGGGACUGACUGCCUCACCAGCUGUGACCUCACCAAGCAUCGCUGCACACCCGAGGUCACCAGGCCAAACUUGGCAAAGGCCUGCGACGUCCUGAAGAACUACGUCCUGAGAGGAGCUCCCUCUGACCUAAGCGAUGAGCUGGAGAAACAGCUCUAUGCCUGCAUGGCGCUGAAAGGUUCCGCAGAACAGAUGGAGAUCGAGCAUUCCCUGAUUCUGAACAAUCUAAAGACUCUGCUGUGGAAGAAGAUCUCCCACACGAAGGAUUCCUGAACAUGGCGUCUGAUCUUACUGCUUCCUGAAAAUGGACAAUCACUUUCAUAGGGGAAGAACACUAUUUAUAUUAUCUGUAUGCAGGAUUUUAAAUCUAAAGCGGUUUGUUUGGGCAUUUUAAUACCAGAUAUUCCACGGACUUAAAGGUGCAGUAGGAGAUCUUUUCUGACACAUUUUUUACCACGUGGCUUAAAGAUUUCCCUACAGCCGCUUAGGAAGCAAUGAAAUAGAAGGUCUGGGAGUGAAACUAAAAUAAAUGGUCCCC